Messenger RNA from Lactuca virosa, 1272 nucleotides. The record is from the annotation of a GenBank genome assembly. Lineage: Eukaryota; Viridiplantae; Streptophyta; Magnoliopsida; Asterales; Asteraceae.
AUGACACUUAGUAUCCAAUCGGUUCAACCAUUCGCACCCACGGCUAAGCCACCACCCAAGCCACUAUGUCAAAGGCGGUCUACACUGUCCAUGAAGACAGCUCAACCAACACGCGUCACUCGAGCUCCAAGUAAAUGGGUUAUUGACUCGGAAGGUCGUCAGACGCAACCACCACUGAGUCGACUCGGUAAGAGAUGGAAAGAGUAUCACGGGUCGAAAAACUGGGAGGGAUUAUUGGACCCACUCGAUGACGGUUUACGUGACGAGAUUAUACGGUACGGGAGUUUUAUUGAGGCAGCAUACAAAUGUUUCGAUUCCAUCCCUCCUUCACCAAGUUACUCUACACGCCACGUCACCGACUCAAAAGUUGAAGAAAGUGGAUACCGUGUGACGAAAAACUUAUACGCCACGUCAUCAAUUCCAAUGCCAACUUGGGUAGGAGGGAUCGGCGAGCGGUCUAGUUGGAUCGGUUAUGUCGCAGUCUGCGAGGACCAGAAUGAGAUCACUAGACUCGGUAGACGAGACAUAGUGAUCUCAUUGCGUGGAACCGGGACCUGUCUAGAGUGGCUCGAGAAUCUGCGAGCCACUCUGACUCGUUGUCCGUUCGGCAACAGGUUGUCGAACGGACAACACGACACUCCGAUGGUGGAAAGCGGGGUUUUAAGUUUAUACACGUCGAGCACGUCGGUAUGCCAAAGUUUACAACAAUCAGUAACAGACGAAAUUUUAAGAAUAGUUGAUACGUACGGUGACGAGCCGUUAAGUGUCACCAUCACAGGACAUUCUUUAGGUGCUUCUUUAGCUAUUUUAGCAGCUUACGAUAUUAAAAAUACGAUAAAACACGCGUUACAUCUCUCGGUUAUAUCGUUUGGUGGGCCCCGGGUUGGGAACCGGAGCUUCCGGCAUAAUCUAGAACUACAAGGGACAAAGAUUCUACGGAUUGUGAAUUCGGAUGACCUUAUUACGAGAGUACCGGGUUUUUUCGUGGAAGACCAUGAUGACGUGGCGAAAAAACAAAAACCUCGUGUGGAACAUUUGCCUAGUUGGAUACAGAAAUGUGUUAACGAUAAACGGUGGGUUUAUGCUAACAUUGGACAUGAGCUACGAUUGAGCAGUAGAGCAUCAUUAAAGUUGAACAGUAUUGAUGUUGCCACGUGUCAUGAUUUAAAGACAUAUCUACAUCUAGUAAAUGGAUUUGUGAGCUCGUCUUGCCCUUUUAGGGCAAGUGCAAGAAUGAUGCUCAAUAAAGCUUCUACUGUUCCUCCCACAUAA